Serendipita indica DSM 11827 is the source of this 870-nucleotide messenger RNA. The record is from the annotation of a GenBank genome assembly. Lineage: Eukaryota; Fungi; Basidiomycota; Agaricomycetes; Sebacinales; Serendipitaceae.
AUGACUCAUGUAUCAGGCUCCAAAUGGUCAAUAACUGCAUUGCCUGCCGAGCUACUGUAUUCAAUACAUCUAUGGGCACUCAAUCCUGCAUUCCCUCUGACGAACCGGUCGCUCUACGCCACCAUGAAAAAUGCACCACGGUCCAUCUCUGCUCGCUAUCUGUUCUAUCGACACGAGAACACCACAUUGGAUCUCGCCGGUCUCAUCUCCCAUGUCCUCAAGUAUCCACUCUGCACGCCCGACGUCUUUGAGCGAUUCCUAAUCAUCGUCCCCCGACCGUACCGUCAUCUGUACCCAAAUCCACGGCAGACAGUCAAUGCUCCUCCAGUUGUAGAGACACCAGUACGGCUAUUCCGGCUGCCCCGUCGACUAUUUCGCAGCCUGGAACCUGACAAGGACAAGAAUUCAAUCAAGGACGACGCAACGUUUACAUUUCUAGAAUCGCUAUACAAACUACCACCCGUCUCAUAUUCGGGGACGGAAAAGACCCAAGCACUGCUCCCCGACUCCAACUCACACGACGGCUAUCCGCUCAUCAAGGCCGUUCAAGCGAAGAAUAGGCGUCUAAUCAAUCUCUUGCUUGCACAUAAAGCAGACCCUUCACGGAACCAGAAAAUGGCCGUGUUACUCGCCAUACAGCAACGAGACCUUUCUCUUGUCAAGCUUCUCGUGGAAGGGACGCCUACAACCAGACGACAGAUCAGGUCUUCAAACGCUAGAAAGGGAGUUCAGAAGAAGACGGAUCUCGUUGUUGUUGAUAAUGUCAUGUUGGGAGUGGCCGUCAAAGAGGGUGCAACCGAGAUUGUAGAAUGGCUGGUCAAGGAAAAGGGAGUCGUACCAGAUAUCAAAACACUUCGUUCCAUGGAAUAA